Molecule: messenger RNA, 453 nt
Organism: Prorocentrum cordatum
Lineage: Eukaryota; Dinophyceae; Prorocentrales; Prorocentraceae
Source: the annotation of a GenBank genome assembly
AUGAUGCUCCUCUGCGAACUGAGCAAGAUAAGGGACGAGGAGCGGAAGAAGCCCCUGAACACCUGCGACAUAGGCAUCUUCAUCCUGGAGCACCGGCUGCAGGGGGAGGUCGACGGCUGGUUCUUCUCGGCAGCGAAGGUGAACAUGGAGGAGAGGCCAAAGUCUGCAUCAACAAGAUCAUGGGCUUCCACUGCUGGAAGCAGCUCAACCAAGAGACAGGGGACCCGACCCAACGGGCGGCUGGGGUACUUCGCCCUCGGGGCCCUCGGGGCCAUCCGGCUCCUUGGCGCCCUCUACGUACUGGGCGUCCGCUGGGGAGGCUGGACCGUCCACCAUGGGCCCAUCCAGCUCGUCCAGAUAGCGCCUCGCGCGGCUGGCCAGCCGCAACCGCCAAUCCCGCGGGCGCUCGUUUGGAGUGCCCUGCUGGCCGCGCCGGCGCAGCUGGCUACAUAG